UGAAUGAAGCGCUACUAGUGAUGACGACUCCGUUUUUUCAAUCAUAACAGUUUUUUCGUUUUACAAGUGAAAAUUAUUACACUGGAUUGUAUUCUAAAGUUAUAGUUAGUAAUGAAUAAUAAUGUACGAUUUUAAGUGAAAAUAAGUACUACUUUAACCCCAAAAAGUUAAUAAAUGGAUUUCCCGAGGCCAAUCAAGAACUGGAAGAAAACACAAAUAUAAACAGCAAUGAGAGAGAAAUGAAUCUUGACUCGGCAAAGGGCAGAAGAUGCCGAUAAAGUCGCGACUUGCGCGCACGAGCCUCAGUUCUUUGUCCUAUAAAUCAAUGUCGAUUUCAUCCCCACGCGAGCAUCUAUUACUAUGGCAGAUGAGCUACUUUUUUCGGCACUCGGACUUGAAACUAGUCCGACAUUUUCAGAAACUCAUGACUUAUCAUCAAAUUCAACCAAUUUUUUUUCGGAUUAUGAGACACCCUGCACCACUCCAUCGAGCGAGAAUUCAGACUUUUUUGAAAAUAUAGAAAAUCCAACAAACGGUAUGCAAGAUUUUUACUUGGAUUCCAUAUACUCUCCAGAUCUUCCUUGGAAUGAUUGGACUGCAAAUAUUUCAACGCCGGCUGGAGAAUUAAGUGACUUAGUGUCGGAUUUGGAGUGGUGCUUAGAUAAAGAAUGGAAUGUAGGACUGCCACCAAUGAGAACACCACUUUGCACACCAGGGUGUGAAGAUUUUUUACACUUACCAUUACCAAAACCACAGUUCGAAGAGCCACUAUUAGUUUUAGAUAUCGAUCUCAGAUCGCUACAAAAUAACCUUGGUAUAAAUCUAGACUUUAAUAAUAAUCAAACUAACGAAGAUCUUACGGCAAAUGCAGCUGACGCAGCUUUGGCAACUCACGAUUACACAAAUCGCAACUUAAUUCAUACAACCGAAGAUCGCUGUUUUCCCUGUACAUAUGAAGGCUGUACAAAGGUAUACGCGAAAGCUUCGCACCUGAAAGCCCACCUGCGUAGACACACAGGUGAAAAGCCGUUCGCGUGCACGUGGUCUGGGUGCGGUUGGCGUUUUAGCCGUUCAGAUGAAUUGGCUCGGCACCGACGCUCUCACUCCGGAAUCAAACCCUACGCCUGUGAGCUCUGCACCAAACGCUUCGCAAGGAGCGACCACCUCGCCAAGCAUCGCAAGGUACACCGCAAGAACACCUACAACUCGUUGUUCUCAGCUGGCAGAGGGUUCCGGGCGGCUAAAGCCAAUGUCGCACUACCGGCCGAGGCCUGAUCAACACAAUCUCCAAGAACGUCUACUACUUUAGCCCCAGGAUUCUCGUAGCCGUACAAGACAACUCGAUUAUUAAGAAAUAGCCUUGCGACCGAGAAUUCGGCCGAAUUUGAUCCUAAUAAUCUGACGAGUGCCUCGAGUGCGCGGAUAGACGAGCUUGCGGAUCAUGAUAUAAAGAGUGUUACAGAAAUGAGAAGUGAAUCAAUAAGAUGGGCAAUUUUAAUGACAAAGAAGAGAAAUUAUAACGACAAAUAGAUUAUACGACCUAUUAUUAUAAACAGGAACGGCUAUAUAUGUCUGUAAAUUGUUGUGCGAUAAAUAUUUUAUUAAACGAAGAUCUAUUUGGCAAAGUAACGUUAUUUGUGUACUUCAAAGUCUGAUGCUAUAAAUAAGCAACGUAUCUUUAUUAUUACACUUAAACGGUAUGUCGAUAGCGUGUUGUAUUUGCUGUAAAUAAGGAUUAUUUUGUUUCAAAUUAGCAACAAUGCUCGAAAUAAAUAAAUAAAUAAAUAAGACUUAUC
Messenger RNA from Ceratosolen solmsi marchali, 1796 nucleotides. Its product is annotated as Krueppel-like factor 5. NCBI's taxonomy places the organism in Eukaryota, Metazoa, Arthropoda, Insecta, Hymenoptera, Agaonidae. Gene Ontology annotation, biological process: regulation of transcription by RNA polymerase II. Bases 361 to 1275 code for a protein of 304 amino acids. Gene Ontology annotation, molecular function: DNA-binding transcription factor activity, RNA polymerase II-specific; RNA polymerase II cis-regulatory region sequence-specific DNA binding. The transcript is spliced from 6 exons. The record is from RefSeq and is a predicted model, not a curated record.